CUUCUCUGAGCAUUAAUCGUGUGUAAAAAUGACCACAUUUUAUAAAAUCGCUACCACAUCGACAAGUGCGCUCUGCAUCGCGGUAAAUACGUAUUUAGCCGCAAACAUUUUGACGACACGGAGGCCGCGGAGAGCGGUGAAUAUUUUGAUCGCGAAUUGGUCCAUCGUUACCUGUGCCGUUGUCUGGCUUGGAAUUUUCGACAAUGUCGAAGCUGAAAGGUUCAUCCGGGGAAGGUGGACUUGUCGAGUGAUGGAGUUUCUGAGAAGUCGAGUUUUUUGAAAUUUUUUAAUUUUUUUGACUUUCUAAAGAUCAAGUGAUUUUCAUGAUUUUGUUUCAGACUGGAUGAUGAACAUGUAUCCGCUCUGCGUGCUGGACAUCAUUGACGAAAUGCAGACAAUGUUGGUACCUCAAUUUGGCAAAUUGUAUUAUUUGCGGAAUUUAGCAAAGGCCUGGAUGAUCUCGGUAUCUGUUGCUGCCUACGGAGCUUUCUUGACCCAUUUCAACUUCAGCAAGGAAAUCGGAGGAGGAAAACUUGUCAGGAGAUGCGUCCGGGAUCCCGUUCGGUUUAAUACCUUGCUCACCAUCGCGGACACGCUCCGGGCAAUACUGCUGGUUUGUAUGGCCCCAGCUUGCAUCAUUCACGACUUUCGCGAGUACUACGGCAAACUAGUUGAACGGGCAGCACAGCCGCAGGGAUCCGAUCUCGGGAGCGAGCUGAUGGCCGAGAAAUUGCGAAGAGUCCGUCGGUUUGGGGUCUACUGCGUGGUCGUCGUCUUGAUCUGGAUCCCGUUGGGAAUGUGGUUGACCUGGGAGAGAAUCGUGAUGCGGGAAGUAGCCGGGGUGGAGGGCGAACCUAAGGGAGACACGUGGAUCUGGGAAAUGGGACUUGUCCUGUACUACACUUUCAUCGGGGCGGGACCAUCCCUCGCUUUAUGGACGGACGAUGCUCUCCUUGGGACGAAGUUCGUUGACCUCUUCAUACCCGAGGAGAGACCGGCCAGAGAGGCGGAUGAGGAAGAGGACGAGCACGUGGAGGUUGCAGACAUUCACGGCAACAGGAUUGAGGUCCAGCAGUAGGUCAUCAUUCGCUGAGUUAAUUGGGGGCUGUGCUCUCCACCAAAAUCGUCAAAAUCAGCAUAUUGUUAAGCAUCUCUAAACUGGAAAUUUUUUGAAAAUUCUAGUAAACGAGGUCGUAGCACAGGUCGUAGCCAAUUAAAAAAAUAUAUUGUUCAGAUUUUGACAAUUUUAGAAAGAGGAGAUCUCGAGACGAAGAAACCUUCAGAUAAAUUGAAACUCGUCGAUAGCAACCAGAUUUUUAAAUAUAUUCAAGUAGGCAAAAAAACGUGUGGGUUUUAAUGAUUAUGGUGAUACAUAAGCAAAUUAAAUCCCUAAUUUAAUUUGAGUGAAGGAACAAAUAAUGGACAUUGAUAGUGUUUGGUAUGAAUUCCAUUGCUAUGGAAACCUCACCAGUAGUAAUUUCUCCGGAGUAGUCGAAGUAGUAGAAUAUAUAGUCGGAAAAAAAUAUAUGGGCAUGAAUAAUAGUAAAAUUAGUCGAACAAAUAUGUAUUUAGAUGCGAAGUGA
Folsomia candida is the source of this 1583-nucleotide messenger RNA. RefSeq lists its product as uncharacterized. The coding region runs from base 344 to 1078 and encodes 244 amino acids. The transcript has 5 exons. The record is from RefSeq and is a predicted model, not a curated record. Lineage: Eukaryota; Metazoa; Arthropoda; Collembola; Entomobryomorpha; Isotomidae.